AUGGCGGAGCAUACGGAGGAAGUGAAGGCGGCGGAGUCUCUGAUGGAUAAGAUAGCGGACAAGAUCCACGGCCACGAUUCGCCAGUGUCGCCGGCGUUGGAGUCGCUGCACGAGAAGGCCGUCAGCAGCGGCCAUUCGGCGUCGUUGAAGGCCAAGGCUUACAGGCUCUUUGGGAGGGAGAAGCCCGUGCACAACGUCUUCGGCGGUGGAAAAGCGGCUGAUGUUUUCCUGUGGAGGGACAAGAAGGGAUCGGCAAGUGUUCUUAUUGCGAUAACGAUCAUAUGGGUUUUCUUUGAAUUGCUUGGAUACCACCUGCUGACUCUGCUCUCCCACUGUUUGAUUCUUGGCCUUGCUAUGUUGUUCUUAUGGUCCAACGCUUCAACCUUCAUUAACAAGUCUCCACCACGCAUUCCACAAGUUAAAAUUCCAGAGAAGCCGGUUCUACAGAUUGCGUCUGCAAUUACAAUUGAGAUUAACCGGGCUUUUGUUAUCCUGCGAGAGAUUGCCUCAGGGAAGGAUCUGAAGCAGUUCCUCUCUGUGAUUGCUAGCUUGUGGGUUUUGUCUAUCCUGGGGAAGUGGUACAACUUCUUGACCUUGGUCUACAUAGUUGUUGUUUUGCUCUUCACGCUGCCUGUAUUCUAUGAGAAAUACGACGACCAGGUGGAUGCAUUGGCAGAGAAGGCAAUGAUCGAGAUCAAGAAGCAGUAUGCAGUGUUUGAUGCAAAGGUCCUAAGUAAAGUUCCUAAGGGGCAAAUGAAGGACAAGAAGACUUAG
This is a messenger RNA of Prunus armeniaca (apricot), 774 nucleotides long. NCBI's taxonomy places the organism in Eukaryota, Viridiplantae, Streptophyta, Magnoliopsida, Rosales, Rosaceae. The record is from the annotation of a GenBank genome assembly.